Colletotrichum orchidophilum is the source of this 1677-nucleotide messenger RNA. Its product is annotated as vanillyl-alcohol oxidase. The transcript is spliced from 3 exons. Bases 1 to 1677 code for a protein of 558 amino acids. The record is from RefSeq and is a predicted model, not a curated record. NCBI's taxonomy places the organism in Eukaryota, Fungi, Ascomycota, Sordariomycetes, Glomerellales, Glomerellaceae. Gene Ontology annotation, cellular component: mitochondrion. Gene Ontology annotation, molecular function: FAD binding; D-lactate dehydrogenase (NAD+) activity; D-lactate dehydrogenase (cytochrome) activity. Gene Ontology annotation, biological process: lactate catabolic process.
AUGGCGCCUAUUCCGGAACCCAUCGCGCUCCCACCCAACUUCACUCCCGAGCUGUUCCAAAAGUUCAUCAUACGCGCCCAGGAAAUCUGCGGCGUCGAUAAUGUCCGCGUUAUCCCCAAGGACAAGCCCCUUGAGGGCGACUCCUACCUCAACCAGCCCAAAUCACACGACCACUUCCCCCUCUACGACAAGACCAAGUUGGUCGCCUCGGCCGUCGUGACGCCCCGCCAUGUCCCGGACGUUCAGGCCCUCGUGGCCCUCUGCAACGAGCUCAUCAUGCCCGUUUGGCCCAUCUCCCUCGGCCGAAACUUUGGCUACGGCGGUGCUUCCCCACGUGUUCCCGGUUCCGUGGUCAUGGACCUGGGACACCACAUGAACCGCAUCCUCGAGGUCAACGUCGAGGGUGCAUACGUUCUCCUCGAGCCCGGCGUCAGCUUCCGGGACCUGCACGAGCACCUGGAGAAGCACAAGCUGCGCGAGCACCUCUGGAUGUCAGUGCCCGUCGGCGAGGGGUCCGUCCUCGGCAACGCGGUCGAGCGCGGCGUCGGCGCCACACCCUAUGGCGACCACUGGGGCAUGCACUGCGGCAUGGAGGUCGUGCUGCCGAACGGCAAGCUGGUCCGUACCGGUAUGGGUGGCGUGCCGAACCCCAAUGCGGACACGAGUUUGCGCCCCGAUCAGCAGCCUGGCUGCGAGACGUGGCAGCUCUUCAACACGGGCUACGGACCGUACAACGACGGUCUCUUCUCCCAGAGCAACCUGGGCAUUGUGACAAAGAUUGGCAUGUGGCUGAUGCCCAACCCCGGAGGCUACCAGCCGUACGAGAUUACCUUUGAGAACGACUCGGAUCUGCCAAAGGCGGUGGACAUUAUCCGCCCGCUGCGUCUGCAGAUGGUGUUGCAGAACGUUCCUUUCCUUCGUCACACUCUCUUGAACGCCGCCCACUGCGGGCCCAAGUCCAAGUACACGGACAAGACGGGGCCUCUCUCAGAGGAGGAAGUUGCGGGCAUCGCAAAGAAGCUCGAUAUGGGUCGGUGGCAGCUCAUCGGCGCCGUCUACGGACCCAAGCCAGUCCGUGAUGUCCUCCUCAGCGUCAUCAAGCAUGAGUUCCUGGCCAUCCCUGGCUCUCGAUUCUUCUUGCCAGAGGACCGUUCAGAGGAGAGCCCUCUCCGUGCUCGCGAACUUCUCAUGCAGGGUAUUCCUACGGUGGAUGAGCUGAGGUGUCUCAAAUGGCUUCCCAACGGUGGUCAGCUCUUGUGGGCGCCCAUCUCGAAGGUGUCUGGCGAGGAUGCAAAGAAACAGCACGAUGUAGCCAAGAAGCUCAUCACCGAGUACGGAUUCGACUACCUCGGCGCCUUCGCCGUCGGUAUGCGAGAGCUGCACCACGUUAUCGGUAUCCCGUACCGCCUCGACGUGCCCGACGACGUGGAGCGCAUCAGGAAGCUGGCCCACAAGCUCAUCAGUGAGACGACGGCGCACGGCUGGGGCCAGUUCCGCGCGCACACGGCGCUCAUGGACCCCGUCGCCGACGCCUUCAACUGGAACGACGGCGCGCAGAUGCAGCUCAACGAGACGAUCAAGAACGCGCUCGAUCCCAACGGCAUCAUCGCACCCGGCAAGAACGGCGUGUGGCCGGCGAGUUACGACAAGAAGAAGUGGGUGCUGGACGGCAAUUGA